Penicillium lagena is the source of this 1584-nucleotide messenger RNA. RefSeq names its product DHHC family palmitoyltransferase. The coding region runs from base 1 to 1584 and encodes 527 amino acids. Gene Ontology annotation, cellular component: Golgi apparatus; endoplasmic reticulum. The transcript has 2 exons. Gene Ontology annotation, biological process: protein targeting to membrane; peptidyl-L-cysteine S-palmitoylation. The record is from RefSeq and is a predicted model, not a curated record. Gene Ontology annotation, molecular function: protein-cysteine S-palmitoyltransferase activity. Lineage: Eukaryota; Fungi; Ascomycota; Eurotiomycetes; Eurotiales; Aspergillaceae.
AUGGCCACCUUGGCCUCGUCUCCCCCAACCUCCCCCUCGUGGUCGAAACGGCGCCCACGAGCCUGGGCCCUCAAAUGCGAACGAUACUGCUGUGCCGCGGUGAGCUGCUUCCCACUAGCCUUUAUCUACGGUGUCACAACAUGGGCCGUCUACGUCGAAGCCAGCAUCGGGCUCAAGCCGCAAAAGAGCGACUGGAUAGGCAUCCCUAGCACACUUGUUGGAGUCAUUCUCUACGCCCUCCUGAAUGCCUCCUAUACCGUCGCCGUCUUCACCGACCCGGGCUCCCCGUUGACCACCCGCGGUAACGACCGCCAUCGCUAUAGCGCGCUGCCCAUCACCGAGCAGCCCGACUUUACUUCGUACACCGUCAGCUCGACGGGCGGAUCGCGGUAUUGCAAGAAGUGCCAGUGUCCCAAACCGGACCGUGCGCACCACUGCUCCACGUGUAAGCGAUGCGUCCUGAAGAUGGAUCACCACUGCCCCUGGCUGGCUACCUGCGUGGGGCUCUAUAAUUACAAAGCGUUUCUGCUGUUUUUGAUAUACACCUCGGUUUUCUGCUGGGUCUGUUGCGCGGUGGCGUGCGUGUGGGUAUGGGACGAGAUGCUCAGCGACACCACGUACAUGGACACUAUUCUGCCUGUGAAUGUUGUUCUUCUGGGCAUUCUGGGUGGGAUUAUCGGGUUGGUGCUGUCUGGUUUCACGGCGUGGCAUAUCAGUUUGGCCGUGCGCGGCACUACCACCAUCGAAUCGUUAGAGAAGACCCGGUAUGUGUCGCCACUACGCAGGGCGCUCGACCGCCAGCGCUCUGAGCAGGGAAUCAUCCACCCCGAGGAGACCCUGAGCCACCGGAUCCAGGAAUAUGGGAACCAGAUCAUCGAUGCACACGCCAAUGCAAUCCCGGGCGUCACCCGCGCCGAGGAAGGCGAAGAGCGACUGUCUCCAGCACCCCAGCGAUACCCGGGUUACCUGCAAGGCGCCCCGGGCACCGAAAACCUUACACCUGCACAACAAGCGCUGUCACGAUCCUACGCCGAAAUGGAACGCCAGCGCGAGCAUGAUAGAUACCAGGAGUAUCUCGCGGAGCAAGAUAGCGAGAAGAUGCCGCGCGCAUUCGACCUCGGCUGGCGCCGCAAUCUCAUCCAUCUUUUCGGCGACCGCCCUCUUCUGUGGCCGUUACCCAUCUGCACAACCAUCGGCGAUGGCUGGCGUUGGGACCCGAGUCCGCGCUUCCUCGAGGCGCGCGAACGGCUCCGAAUCCGACGCGGCCAGGACGCCAUGGACGAGCAGCAGUACCGCCAGGAUCUGUACCAGCGCAGUAUGGAUAACGGCCACAACUGGGCCGGCGAUGCGAGUGUCGGCGCCGGCGCCGCGCACCCGCCCUGGGCGCCUAAUAAUCGCGGUCUGCCGCCGGACACAUCUGAUGACCGGCCGCAGACGAGUGUCUCGCUCCAGACUCUCGCGCCGAUGUCCCCGCGUCCGCGGCCGGGGGAUAGCGACUUUGAGGAUGACCUCGAGGAGAAUAGGUUAUUGGAUGGGAAUCGUCGUGGCCAAGAGCAGUCGGAUGAAUGGCGCGAUUGGGAUUGA